AGGGUGACACAGCCCCUCAGCCGCCGCCGCCGCCCGGUCCCCUCCCCGCUCCCUCCUCCCGGGCCCGGCUAUUGGCUGUGUCGCCGCCUCCGGCCUCUGUUAUUAUUCGAAUAUAAAUACAGCGCUGCGGCUGCGGCUGGAUGUGACUCCGAGUCCCCGGGAGUGUGCGCCCUGUCCCCGGGAGUGUCCCCGCUGCUCCCCGUCCCUGCUAUGUUCCUCCAUCCCUAGCCUCCGCUUCUGCUGCGUUAUCACUGCGACUUCUGCACCCGGGACCAUGGAGAUGGAGAAGAUGCUGAAUGACUUCAGCCCCAGCCGAGGACAGGGGGCCCCAUGCCGCCCCCAUACACUGCUGCCCUGUGGCCUGAGCGGGGGCAGGAGCCUGCUGCCUGCAGAGAAUGGAGUCCUGUCCCCCGUCACUAGCCUGGCCUUCAACAUGAACCAGCUGGCCGGCCUGGGGAGCUUGGCCGAUACGCCAAAGAGAAAACCGGGGAUGACCUACCCGAGCCUUUCCUCCCUGAUCCGCACCUCUUCCUCCGAUUCCUCCGACUCUGGUCUCUGUUUGGAUUAUCCAAGCCCGCUGGACCCAGAUGCCCCCCUGGAAACGUUUGAGAAGACUAUUUUUGAAGCUGGGCCGCUGCACAAUGACUUCAAGCUGCCGCUCCGGAGAAGACAGUCUCUGCCGGUGACCUUUCUGGGUGGCAGCCCGGCCCUGCGGAAACUCCCCGACACGUGUGACCUGGAUGCCGCAGGCCCCCUGGACAGCGGCCCUGCAGCCAUCUACAACAAGGAGAAUGAAGUGUUUUUGUUCAAAAGGCCGCACAUGUUCCCGGUCUCCCAGAGCCGCACACGCAGCGAGGAGGCCAUCGCAGGACGGCCGAGCUCGGCGCCCACUCUCAUGUUUUCUCCAGAAAAGAAGCAGCUUCAGGUGGAUGAUGAGAGCCCUGUCCGGCUACGCAAGUGCUCCCUCACCUACUCGGUACACGACGAUGACGAUGAUGGAUUCAUGGAGAUCAUGGAUGAUAAUGAGAAUGGAAAGGGUGAGCCGAACCUCCCGUCCGGAAUGGAGAACCUGCUGACCGCGCCCUUCGUGAAGAACGACGCUGAACUGGUGAUUAGAAGUAAAUGUCGCCGCCUGUUCCGCUCUCCUUCCAUGCCCAGCAGCGUCAUUCGGCCCAUCCUGAAACGCCUGGACAGGCCGCCGGAUAACGAUACGCCAGUGAAAUCUAAGAGACAUAAAAAUGUGACCUCCGCUUCCUUUGAUGUCAGCGAACCUGAAAAUGAGGAGCCGAAACCGAAGUUGUGCCGGUCAAAGUCUCUGUGCCUGACGGCGGUGGAGCAGAUCCUGGACAGCGAUGAGAGAGAUUUGAUUGGUGACUCGUCCAAGACCUAUUUGUUGAACACAGUAAAAGGCACCUAUCAGGAUUUGAAGUACAUCAGUCCGGAAAUGAUGGGCCAUGUGCUGAGCGGGAAGUACCAGGAUCGCAUUGAGCGCUGCGUCAUUGUAGAUUGCCGAUACCCGUAUGAAUAUGAAGGGGGUCACAUCAAGGGGGCAGUAAAUCUCCCGCUGGAGCAGGACGUGGAAGAGUUUCUUCUGAAGAACCCGAUCGUGUCAUCCAGCGAAGAGAAGCGGGUCAUCGUCAUCUUCCACUGUGAAUUCUCCUCCGUGAGAGGACCCCGCAUGUGCCGUUUUAUUAGGAGACAAGACAGGAACAGCAACGAGUACCCAAAACUCCAUUACCCGGAGCUGUAUGUGCUGAAAGGAGGGUACAAAGACUUCUUCCCCAGCUACCAGUCCCACUGCGAGCCCCAGUCCUACUGCCCCAUGGACCACGAGGACUUCAAGGAACAUCUGAAGCUCUUCCGCUCCAAGAGCAGGACGUGGGCUGGAGACAAGAGCAAGCGUGAGAUGUACAACCGGCUGAAGAAGCUCCAGUGACCCCGGGCAUCGAGGGUCUCUUCUCCGUCUGUUUUUGGACUUGUUCAAGCAAAACAGGGCAGGUCCCUAAGUCUCCAUGGAUAACAGUUAUAACCCAUACCGGGAGCCUACACUGAGCCACCCUCGUCUUUCCCAAGAGGACAUCAGUGACGGUGACAGUGGUCUUCCGUCCUGGAUAAAGUCACCACACUGGACUCGUUAAGCCUAUCAGUGUCUACCACUAACAUAUCCUCUGUAACGAAGACCUAACCGCCCCAGGGCCACCGUUACAUCCACUGUGCUUCAUGUGUGGAACUGUGUGCACCAGAUCUGGCCUGGUUUCCCUGCUAUGGACUGGCUCUUUCAGGGGACACUUAUGGCUUACCUCUUACAUUACCUGUUGGCCUUUCUGCAAGGAGAAGAGUUUGGAUGGAGUUGUAUGUUGGACAGAUUUGUGUGUUUGUUUCUGUCUGUGUAUAUUGUUGCACUUGCACUUUUAUGAGUAUUAUUAGGCUGUUAUUGGCCUAAACAUUGCACGGUCCUGCUAAGAGGUCAACCAUGCGCAGCUGCCACUGCCCCUGCCUGCAAGUCAUGCCCCACCCCUAAAGUCUAUUCUGUCCCCAGCCCGCAAGCCACACCUUGCCCCUAAAGUCUAUUCCGCCCCCAGCCCACAAGUCACACCCAGUCCCUAAAGUCUAUUCCACCCCCAGCUUGCAAGUCACACCCAGUCCCUAAAGUCUGUUCCGCCCCAGCUCACAAGCCACACCCAGUCCCUAAAGUCUGUUCCGCCCCCAGCCCGCAAGUCACACCCAGUCCCUAAAGUCUAUUCCACCCCCAGCCCGCAAGUCACAUCUUGCCCCUAAAGUCUAUUCCGCCCCCAGCUCGCAAGUCACACCCAGUGCCUAAAGUCUGUUCCGCCCCCAGCUCGCAAGUCACACCCAGUCCCUAAAGUCUGUUCCUCCCCCAGCCCGCAAGUCACACCCAAUCCCUAAAGUCUAUUCCGCCCCCAGCCCGCAAGUCACACCCAGUCCCUAAAGUCUAUUCCGCCCCCAGCCCACAAGCCACACCCAGUCCCUAAAGUCUGUUCCGCCCGCAGCUCGCAAGCCACACCCAGUCCCUAAAGUCUGUUCCGCCCCCAGCCUGCAAGUCACACCCCUAAAGUCUAUUCUGCCCCCCCAGCCGCAAGCCAUGCCCCUAUCCCAUGUCUAUUCUGCAGAAUAGAACCCGAUGGUGUUUCCCCACUUUAUAUUAAUCAGAAAUAUUACAUGUAUAAUAUUAUUCUUUUAUCUAUUUUUAUAUUGCUUUAUAAACAUUUUUUUUUUUUACAGAAUCUGGCAAAAUCUGGUCUCCCUGUAGUUAUGUAUGUACAUAUAUAUCUAAUGUAUGAAUUGGAACAUGAGCUGCUUCUGCCCCAAUAUUAAUAUAAGUAGCAGACGUCUGGCAAACCGAACAAUGAUGGCAGCUGUAUUCUAAUACCAGAGACUGGUAACAAGGGAACGGCGGGGCUCGCCUCCCUCCAAACUCGCUCUACAAGUAAACGUUGCCAAACCAGAUUAAUGUAUCUGCAAUUCCUAUAUCUCGGAACAAACAUCUGUGUGUAUUCUCUCCAGCCAGGAGGUGUGAUAUGCAAAUGAGGUUAGAAAGCAGACGCCCAGCGUGGAGUGAUGUGAAUAAGCCCCGCUCAGAUAGAUCCUCGUCGAUCAGCUGAGCACGUGUCGGAUUUGUAUAGAGAUCCAUGACGUAUCAAAAGCUGCCGGAUCAUUAGAUUCUCAUAAACACAGAUUCACGGGAAAUCAAGCUACAAAAAAAAGAAAACAAAAAGCACUUUCACCGAUAUUUUAUUGCCAGAUUCUAUGAAGGAAAUGAUUCGCUUCCCGCACCGAUGAUUUUGUUGUAAUAUUAUUUCCCCGCCCAGAAUUUUGCUCCCAAUUCUGUGCAUUUUACCUCCUUAUAUUUAACGAUAAUUGAGACUAUUUGAAUCAUUUUUUUAAAGUUUUCUCCAUGACCCAAUUUUGUAUUUUCCUAUUACUUAGGAUAAAGAGAUUCAGAGACCUGUUACCAUCUGAUGUAACACACUAUAUUAUCUUAUUAUCUGCUAUAAUUUAUGGUAUAUCUUAUUUAUAUUGUUUGCACAAUUAAAAAAAAUAAUCCCCCCCCCCCCCCCCCCUUUAAUCAAAAUGUUUAAUGUAAUAAUUACAUGGAAGCAUCUGUUGGUAUUGCCCCCCCUGUGUGAGACAUCAUGUUAUUACCUGCUUGAAACGUGUUGCAUCCUCCCCCCUACCCUCCCCCCCCCCAUGCUUUGCCGUGCACAUUUACAGGUGUGAUAUUCAGGGAUAAUAAAAUCUGCU
Molecule: messenger RNA, 4263 nt
Organism: Pseudophryne corroboree (corroboree frog)
Lineage: Eukaryota; Metazoa; Chordata; Amphibia; Anura; Myobatrachidae
Gene: CDC25B
Product: cell division cycle 25B
Exons: 16
Coding region: 275-1936 (553 amino acids)
Biological process (GO): protein dephosphorylation; positive regulation of G2/M transition of mitotic cell cycle; G2/M transition of mitotic cell cycle
Cellular component (GO): cytoplasm; nucleus
Molecular function (GO): protein tyrosine phosphatase activity
Source: RefSeq, a predicted model, not a curated record